Erigeron canadensis is the source of this 894-nucleotide messenger RNA. Its product is annotated as LRR receptor-like serine/threonine-protein kinase EFR. The transcript is spliced from 2 exons. Gene Ontology annotation, molecular function: protein binding. Bases 1 to 894 code for a protein of 297 amino acids. Lineage: Eukaryota; Viridiplantae; Streptophyta; Magnoliopsida; Asterales; Asteraceae. The record is from RefSeq and is a predicted model, not a curated record.
AUGGAGGUUACCUGUUUAUCCAUUGUCCAGAGACGAACCACCGUACUUCUCAUCACUUGCUUGCAAAUUGCCUCUUUAUUUGUAGUCCUUCCCGUGAAUAGUACCACUUUUAAUGGUACAAACAACAGUGUAGAUAGAGCUGCAUUACUGGCUAUCAAAUCUUUGAUAAGAGACGACCCUCAAGAUGUUACAAGCUCGUGGAACGAAUCGUAUCAUUUCUGCCAAUGGCAAGGUGUAACAUGCAGCUCUCGCCACCGACGUGUCAUUAUCUUAGAUCUUUCUUCAAGCGGUUUAGUGGGAUCGUUGUCUCCUUCGAUCGGAAACAUGAGCUUUUUAAGGACUAUCUUGCUACAAAACAACUCCCUGAGUGGAGAGACCCCUCAGCAAUUGGGUCGUUUAUUUAGGCUACAAGAAUUACGCAUCAAUAACAAUUCUUUUGAGGGGAAUAUUCCAAGCAGCUUAUCAAACUGCUCAAACCUUAAAGUUCUUCACUUGGGUAUCAACAAGUUAGUUGGAAAAAUUCCAUAUGAGUUUGGUUCAUUGACGAUGCUCAGAUUUUUUAUCGUACACAGGAACAAUUUAACGGGUGGGAUUCCAUCCUUCAUUGGGAACCUCUCAUUGCUAGAAACUUUCUCACUUGGUGGUUGUAACUUGGUUGGAAGCAUUCCAGAUAUUUUUCAUCGUCUUAAGAACCUCAAAAGGCUUGCAUUUCCGGACAAUGAGCUUGUCGGUACCAUUCCACCUUCUAUAUAUAACCUCUCACUGUUAGAAUCUUUAUUUCUCGAUAAUAACCAUCUUCAUGGUACACUGGAAACAAACUUAGUUUUCUUGCAGCCUCGUAUUCAAGAAAUAUCUGUGCCAAAUAACCAACUUACAGAUUCAGUGGCAAAAUAG